AUGUAUCGAACGUUGGGACAAAGAAAAAGCAGCAAGAUCUGGCGGAAAAACAACAGAAUUCAGCAGCAAGCAACAGCUCUCUUGCCGGCAAAGCCCUCUAAGGCACAAUCAGUGAAGUCGGCUACAUCGAAGAAAUCGUCAAGGAUUCAACUAGAACUUCAACUGCAACAACUGGAGGCUGAGCGGACACUGUUGGACGACAAGAGGAAGCUUAUCGAAAAACAAUACAGCGUACUGCAGGAGCUUGCGAAUCUUGAGGAUGACGAAGACAAGGACAUAGAUAACGAUGCAGUUGACGGUGAUUCGAUGGUGAAGGGUUGGCUGCUAGACGGAGUUAAUCCAGAUGAGGACGAUAGUACGGACUCAAGCUACGAGUACUCAAGCACCGAAGAUUCAGAAGAAGAAGAAGGCAGAACUGAUGCAUCAGAAGAGGAAGAGGAGGCAAAUCCGCUAGCCAACACCAGUAAUUUCAAACCAAUACGACGGUCAACACCCAGGAUUGAUCUAGAAAGCCAUCAGAGGAGAAUCGUUACGCGCAGCAACCAGUUAACCUGUGGCCUGUCUCGUAAUCAACUCGCGGCUCGUCAAGUUGUUGCAAGAGAUCUUCCUAUUUUCACUGGGAAUCCGGAAGAAUGGCCUAUUUUCUUUUCCACUUACGAGAGCACGUCCCGGAUGUGCGGCUACACCAGUGAUGAAAAUAUGAUUCGUCUAAGGAACUGCCUCAAGGGAGAUGCAUUCGCUGCUGUGAAAAGCUUCCUGUUCCAUCCGUCUACGGUAAAUAGAGCAAUGGAUGCUCUCAAGCUGAGAUUUGGGCAGCCACGCUUUGUAAUCCAGUCGCUGAAGAACAAAAUACUCGGAAUGCCUCCGCUGAAACCAGACUCAAUCAACAAGAUGAUAGACUUCGCGUUAGCGGUACAAAAUCUUGAAGCAACAAUUGAUGCCUGCGGUCAGAAGGAACUGAUGCGCGAUUCGUCUCUACUAAGUGAUCUAAUCGCCAAGCUUCCAGCUUCAACCAAGCUGGAAUGGGCGCGCCAUACUAGAUGUCUGCGGAAGGUCAACUUGGCGGCCUUCAGCAAAUGGAUUUACGGCAUGGCUGAAGAUGCUUGUUUGGUAGCCGAGCCAGUCAAAAGUCAGGAAGUGCAUCAGGAGGCACACAGAAGACCAAAAGUUUUCUUGAACACUCACACUGAGCAACACAAAACUUGGAGAAAUGAGGAUCAACAAGGUUCGUGGCGCAGCUCACCGAAAUCAACUGGAGUGAAGAGAAAAGAGUCGCAAUGUCGCAGAGGUGUUUGCGUUUCUCUUGCAAAAUGCAAAAGGUUUCAGGAACUCUCAUAUGAUGGAAAGUGGGCAGCGAUUCGCGAAGCUCGAGGUUGUAGGAAAUGUCUGAAGCAACACAAAGGAGGAUGUGAAUCGAAAGAAUGUGGAGUAAACGGAUGUACCUACAAACAUCACCCCCUGUUACAUAAGGAACUAAAUGCAGAGACGUCGGCGACUGUGAAGCCUUGGCGGGACGUGCAGUACAGUAACACACAUCAGUCAAGUUCAAGCUCCAUUUUGUUUCGAUAUAUUCCGGUCAUAGUUUACGGAAGCGGAAUCGUUGUACAAUGCUACGCCUUUCUAGAUGACGGAUCCUCCAAAACAUUCAUGGACGAAGAGCUAGCGAAGGAAUUGAAUCUUUCCGGUGAGCGCUACCCGCUCUGCCUCAAAUGGACUGGGGGUUUGCACCGUUCGGAGGAUGAGUCAUGUAGUGUGCAAUUUGAAAUGUCCGGAUUGAAGGGGAAACGUUUUCACUUCGAUGAUGUCCGGACUGUGAAGGAGCUGCAACUGCCUUGUCAAACGCUCAACAUGGAGCAAUUGCAAACCGACUACUACUACUUGAAGGGAGUGCCUGUGCAGUCUUAUCGAGAUGUUCGGCCGCGUAUCCUAAUAGGCGUUCAGCACGCCAAUGCUACCCUUGUAAGAAAGAGCCGUGAAGGAAAGCCUGGGCAACCGAUCGCCAUCAAAACCAAUCUUGGUUGGACAAUCUAUGGAGGAGCGCCAACUGAUCUAUCCAUAAACAUGGUCCACUAUACAUACCACGUUUCCUGCUGUAAUCAUGAAGCGGGAAUCAGCUCCGACAUGGAUUUGAAUCACGCGGUAAAAGACUAUUUUUCUCUAGAAAGCCUCGGUGUUGUAUCGCCAGCAAAGCAGGUCCGUUCGCGUGAAGAUGAGCGGGCCAUGAACCUUUUACUAAAACACACCCAUUACAACGGUUCCAAGUAUGAAUCGGGUUUACUGUGGAGACACGAUGACGUGCAUCUGCCAAACAACAAAGCGAUGGCGCUGAAACGCUUCAACCACCUUGAACGCCGUAUGGAACAUGAUUCCGAUCUAGCUCGAACAGUGAAGGAGAAGUUGAAGGACUACAUUGCGAAAGGCUAUGUUCGUAAACUCACUACCGAAGAACUGUCAGAAAGUCAUGAACGCAUCUGGUACCUGCCGAUCUUCUUAGUAACGAACCCCAACAAACCUGGGAAGUUGAGACUCGUCUGGGAUGCAGCGGCGACGUUGAAUGGAGUAUCUCUGAAUUCGGCAUUGCUCACUGGACCAGAUUUGUUGGAACCCUUGAUACACGUUCUCUACAAAUUCCGCGGGCGACGUUUUGCGAUUUGUGGUGAUAUACGCGAGAUGUUUCACCAGGUCGCAAUCCGCAGGGAAGAUCAGCACAGUCAACGAUUCUUUCUGAGAGGACUCGUCUCAUAA
Messenger RNA from Armigeres subalbatus, 2745 nucleotides. RefSeq lists its product as uncharacterized. The transcript has a single exon. The coding region runs from base 1 to 2745 and encodes 914 amino acids. NCBI's taxonomy places the organism in Eukaryota, Metazoa, Arthropoda, Insecta, Diptera, Culicidae. The record is from RefSeq and is a predicted model, not a curated record.